AUGCUGGGGGCCCGGGGCGGGUGGCAGGCCUUCCGCCGCUGUGCCUCCCUGCCUCGGGCGCAGCGGGCGGUGCGGCUGCGGGUCCGCGAGGCGCUGGAGGCCCGGGAGCCGGCCAGCGAGGUUAAAGUGCAGGGCUGGGUCCGCUCUGUCCGAUCCCAGAAGGAAGUUUUGUUCCUGCAUAUAAACGAUGGGAGUUCUCUGGAAAACCUCCAGGUGGUUGCUGAUCCCAGCCUGGAAAAUAGAGACCUGACUUUUGGGAGCGCGGUGGAAGUGCAAGGGAAACUGGUCAAAAGUCCUCAUAGGAUGCAAAACAUGGAGCUGAAAGCCGAAACGAUCCGUGUGGUGGGACCUUGUGAUACUUGGUCGUUCCCCCUGAAAAUGAAGGAGAGGCACCCGCUGGAGUAUGUCCGACAGUUCCCUCACCUGCGAUGCAGAAACAACACACUCGGCUCCCUCUUGAGAAUCCGCAGUGAAGCCACUGCAGCCAUCCACUCAUUCUUCCAGGAUAAUGGCUAUGUACAUAUUCAUACCCCCAUAAUUACAUCAAAUGACUGUGAAGGUGCUGGGGAACUCUUUCAAAUUGAGACGCCAAAUGAGGCAAGGGAAUCUGCAGAAAAGACCCAUUUCUUCAAUGUGCCUGCCUUCCUGACAGUUUCUGGCCAGCUCCAUUUGGAAGUGAUGGCGGGGGCUUUUACCCACGUGUUCACCUUCGGCCCGACGUUCCGAGCGGAAAACUCUCAGAGUCGCCGGCACCUGGCGGAGUUCUAUAUGGUGGAGGCUGAGCUGUCCUUCACUGAAAGCCUCCAAGACAUCAUGCAGGUUAUGGAAGAUCUUUUCAAGACAGUGACAAGCACUGUGCUCUCCAAAUGUCCUCGAGAUGUUGAGCUUUUUCAUAAAUACAUAGCUCCUACCCAGAAGGACAGGUUGGAACAAGUGCUGAAGAACAAAUUUGUGACAAUUUCCUACAAUGAAGCAGUGGAAAUUUUGAAGCAAGCUUCUCAAACUUUCGCUUUCAAGCCAGAGUGGGGCAGUGACCUCCAAACAGAACAUGAGAAGUACCUGGUGAAGCACUGUGGUGAGGUUCCUGUGUUUGUGAUUAACUACCCAUACGACCUCAAACCUUUCUACAUGCGGGACAAUGAAGAUGGACCUCAACACACAGUUGCAGCUGUUGAUCUCCUCGUACCGGGAAUAGGGGAGUUGUGUGGAGGCAGCUUGAGAGAGGAGCGACUGCCCUUCCUUGAAUCACGCUUACAGAGAUUAGGACUCGCAGAUGCCUACCAAUGGUAUCUAGACCUCCGAAAAUUCGGCUCAGUUCCUCAUGGAGGCUUCGGAAUGGGGUUUGAACGGUACCUGCAGUACAUCUUGGGAGUUGACAAUAUCAAAGAUGUUAUUCCUUUCCCCAGGUUUUCUCACUCCUGUCUCCUGUAGCUCAGCAGUUGACUCACAUGGAGAAAACUGCUGGUGUGACGAUAUGUAUAUAACAUAUUAGGAUACGACUAAGUGUGUUUUAGUAGGAAAUCGAGAUAAUUUUUCUAUCAGUGAAACUCUUGGUAAAUUUAAUACUGGCUUAUUGAAAAUAAUAUAUGUUCUGGUGAGGUGAUGGAAGCACACUUGCAGUUAAUUUGAUAGCAGUUCAUGUCUUCAGUGUGCUUCAGCAGUAUUAAUAAAUGCCACUUAACUAAAGGGUUAAGAUUCUUGUGAGACUGGUACAAGCCAUGGAAGUACUGAAUAAGCAUUGUUGGGAGGUAGUGGGGGUUUUAUGUGAAAUAUUAAUAAGGAGGUGUGACCUAAAAUGGACUGGGAGCCAGGACUGCUAUGAGGCUUUAAUAGGCUUCAAUUAAAUGCUUGCACAGUGCUUUGCAGAUUGAGUGUUAUAAAAUUGUGAAGUAUUGUCAUGGCUGUAAUGCACUUGCUCUUAUAAAAUGGCUAUGGUAAAGCAUGAUUCUUCCUACCCUGCGAUAAAAGCAAAUAUUAUUUACGUUGGAAAAAUCAGCGAAACCUAGCAAGGAAAAAUGUCAUAUUGGAACUGCUGGAGUGAAUUAGGUGAAUGAUGAUUGAUUUUGUGAAUCAUCAAUAAAGAUAUACACUGGGUUGUU
Molecule: messenger RNA, 2099 nt
Organism: Gymnogyps californianus (California condor)
Lineage: Eukaryota; Metazoa; Chordata; Aves; Accipitriformes; Cathartidae
Gene: NARS2
Product: asparaginyl-tRNA synthetase 2, mitochondrial
Exons: 14
Coding region: 1-1431 (476 amino acids)
Biological process (GO): asparaginyl-tRNA aminoacylation
Cellular component (GO): mitochondrion
Molecular function (GO): asparagine-tRNA ligase activity; ATP binding; nucleic acid binding
Source: RefSeq, a predicted model, not a curated record